Molecule: messenger RNA, 2042 nt
Organism: Asparagus officinalis (garden asparagus)
Lineage: Eukaryota; Viridiplantae; Streptophyta; Magnoliopsida; Asparagales; Asparagaceae
Product: glucose-6-phosphate 1-dehydrogenase, chloroplastic-like
Exons: 11
Coding region: 83-1882 (599 amino acids)
Biological process (GO): pentose-phosphate shunt, oxidative branch; glucose metabolic process
Cellular component (GO): chloroplast stroma
Molecular function (GO): NADP binding; glucose-6-phosphate dehydrogenase activity
Source: RefSeq, a predicted model, not a curated record
GAGACUGGAGGUUGCCUUUGUACGUGUGCGACCUCUCUCUCUCUCUCUCUCUCUCCGUCCAAAAAUCCUUCGGGGAGAGAAAAUGGCGUUUUCUUUCUCCAGUGGCUGCUCAACGCCGUUUCUUAAUCCCUCUCUCAAACCCAAGGAGACCCAACCAAAAGGACUGAAGGUAUUCUCCUUGAUUCAUCCAAGGAGAGGUUCUCUGAUGAAAUCCUCAAAUGGGUACCCUCUCUUUGCUGCCUCCUCAAACGAUUACACGUCCUUCUUCCUCCGGCGAGCUGUAAUGUCCGUGCUCAUCGGCCUGCUACCUGGUUGCUGCUUCAGAGGCUCAGCAGCAGAACAAACUGUUGACACGCUAAAUAAAACCCAGUCUGUGCAGCUGUCUAGAUCAGAACAAAAUCAAAAUGAAACUACAGUUAGUAUUACAGUGGUUGGAGCUUCUGGUGAUCUUGCCAAGAAGAAAAUAUUCCCAGCUCUUUUUGCUCUCUUUUAUGAAGAUUUCCUUCCUCAGCAUUUCACAAUUUUUGGAUAUGCUCGUAGUAAAUUAACCGAUGAGGAGCUUAGAAUCAUGAUAAGCCAAACCUUGACUUGCAGAAUUGAUAAGAGGGAAAAUUGUGGCGACAAGAUGGAACAUUUUUUGCAGAGAUGCUUCUACCAUGAAGGACAAUAUGGCUCAGAAAAUGAUUUUUCAGAAUUAAAUAAAAAGCUUAGGGAAAAAGAGGCAGGGAGAUCACCAAAUAGGUUAUUUUACCUCUCAAUUCCUCCAAAUAUAUUCAUUGAUGUAGUGAGAUGUGCUAGCCGCUCUGCUACUUCUCCUAUGGGAUGGACCAGAGUCAUCGUUGAAAAGCCAUUUGGUCGCGACUCUGAAUCAUCUGCAAAGCUCACAAAGUCUCUGAAACAGUACUUAACUGAGGAUCAAAUAUUCAGAAUCGAUCAUUACUUGGGGAAAGAGCUCGUGGAGAAUCUAUCAGUUCUUCGGUUUUCCAACCUGGUAUUCGAGCCGUUAUGGUCUCGGCAAUACAUCAGAAAUGUUCAACUUAUAUUCUCUGAAGAUUUUGGAACAGAGGGCCGGGGCGGUUACUUUGAUAGCUAUGGGAUAAUCAGGGACAUCAUGCAGAACCAUCUCCUCCAAAUCUUAGCUUUAUUCGCGAUGGAGACACCUGUCAGUUUAGAUGCUGAAGACAUUAGGAAUGAAAAGGUUAAAGUCUUACGAUCAAUAAGGACUUUGCAGCUUGAGGAUGUUGUUGUGGGACAAUAUAAGGGCCAUAAAAAGGGUGGAAUAUCUUACCCUUCAUACACGGAUGACCCUACAGUACCAAAAAACAGUCUUACUCCAACAUUUGCAGCUGCGGCUCUUUUCAUUGACAAUGCUAGAUGGGAUGGUGUACCUUUUCUCAUGAAAGCUGGAAAGGCAUUGCAUACCAAGCGAGCAGAGAUUAGAGUUCAGUUCAGGCAUGUACCUGGUAACUUGUACAAAUCCAAAUUUGGGAGUGAUUUGGAUAGAGCUACUAAUGAGCUCGUGAUCCGUGUGCAACCUGGUGAAGCAAUAUAUUUGAAGAUAAAUAAUAAGAUCCCAGGGCUCAGCAUGAGAUUAGACCGCAGCAAUCUGAAUCUCCUUUAUUCAUCAAAAUAUCCAGCAGAGAUACCAGAUGCAUAUGAGAGGCUUCUCUUAGAUGCAAUUGAAGGAGAGCACCGACUUUUCAUCAGAAGCGAUGAGCUUGAUGCAGCUUGGGCCCUCUUCACGCCGGUGCUAAAGGAACUGGAAGACAAAAAGAUUGUGCCAGAGCUUUAUCCAUAUGGAAGCACUGGACCGGUUGGAGAACACUAUCUCGCUGCAAAAUACAACGUUCGAUGGGGAGAUCUCAAUGGUGAAGACUCAUAGGCUACUUCAUUUGUGAUCUCCUUUAUCCUUCAAAUGUACACUAAAUAUAUUUUUUGAAGUCUAAAAGUUACAUAGUGUGUACAUCUAAUUAAAAUGCGUUCAAAGAUAUAUGAUGUAUUACUUUUCUUAAUCUCCAAUAUCCUAUCUACUUCUACCUGAA